Messenger RNA from Podarcis raffonei (Aeolian wall lizard), 2879 nucleotides. RefSeq names its product solute carrier family 25 member 18 (gene SLC25A18). The transcript is spliced from 12 exons. Gene Ontology annotation, biological process: L-glutamate transmembrane transport; aspartate transmembrane transport; malate-aspartate shuttle. Gene Ontology annotation, molecular function: L-glutamate transmembrane transporter activity; L-aspartate transmembrane transporter activity. NCBI's taxonomy places the organism in Eukaryota, Metazoa, Chordata, Lepidosauria, Squamata, Lacertidae. The record is from RefSeq and is a predicted model, not a curated record. Bases 1581 to 2558 code for a protein of 325 amino acids.
CUCUUUCAGACCUGUUAAAGGAGUGAUUAAGGCAGCUGCAUGCUUUCAGGCCACACCAACAAGCAUCACUCAUCUCUGAUUCAGCAUCAUCAGCCCCUGAACAGACCUCAGACCAAUCAUUGGUGAGAAGGUGUAUGUGUACUUGAGAGACUAGGAACUUUGGUGGAUUCACAAGUGGAAGCCUGGGGAUUCCCUUGCCCUAUGCACUUGAAAUCUUAACAAUUUGUGGAGAAAAUAAUAGUUGUUCAUUGACCUAAAUUAAAUAUCAGGGUUUAGCUUUCCGUGCCUAAUGCUAAAACUGAGAUGGGAACAUUUCACAUGUUGCCUGAAACUGAAACAUAUUAAUUCCUCCUUCAAUAUCCAUGGGGGUGUACCAGUGGGAUUAAGCACUGACAACACAAUUUACAAGGUCAGAAAAGGCAAAAUAUCAGGAAGGAAGUUUUUGCUUGGAGCAUUUCAAACUUCACACUCACUCCUUUGCAGGAUCACAUUAAGAGAACUUAGCUGAGCUGUACCUGCAUUGCUCAAGGCCUAGUCACAUAUUUCCCAUAUAUAAUAAAAAGUAAUUCAGUGACAGCAGAGAAGAGUCUUGGUUUUACACACUCUUUUCCUACCAACCUAACCAUAGCAUACUGCUGCAUUGCCAGGGCUUGGACUAGUUGACCCCCAGUCUACCUUCCAACUCUACAAUUACAUGGUAAAGAAUGUAACGUACAAGCUAGGCUGUUCUACAAUUACAGCCUCUUUGACCCUGCAAUUUCCGGCCCACUAUUGAAAGCAAGGGGUGGCACUGGGGACAGAGCACUGUGCAGAUAGACAUAAGUGGAACAUUCCUAUUUGACCAUUUGGUAAAGGGAGGGAUCUGCACAGACCAACAGGCCCCACCCCCACCCCCAGUCUACAGACUGCUGGAGAGCCUCAUAGCCAUGGCCGCUGCCUGUCCUCUACAUAUUUCAGUUGCCACGGUUACUACUGAGGCAGGGAACAGAUGAUGUUGCCUAAAGGUCAUUUAUGCCUGAAGGGCCCCUAGUUUGCUGAUAUCUAAGAAGUUUGGCAACAACAGACAUUAAUGGAUUCCAGAAAUAAUCUGGAGUCUUGCAAGGCUGAUGGCUAACAGAAUGUACUGGAACAUGACUGAACAUAAAGCACCAGCUUGCUGAGAAUACACCCUUGGAUAAGUGGGAUCCCUGAAGCUCAAUGCAUUUUGGCCUAGCUAUUCCACACAAAGAAAAACUUGCUGCAGGAAUCUGGGCCGGCUGAAGACAUUUUGGCACCUGAGGCGAACCACAAAAUGGCACCACCACUCUUGGUUGGGGAAGAAGGGUGUAUUUACACAAAAUCACUGGGAAUUUGUGAACCACCCCUUAAACAUUGGAUAGGGUUUGCUUGUUGGAGGAAUCCAGAUGUGAGUCAGAGGCUAAAAACUGAGAGAAGGAAGGAAGGGAGGGAACCGGCUGCUUGCAAAUAAGGAAGCAGAACAAAGACAAAGAGGAAUGCGCCUCGAUAUUUGAAAGAAUUUUCCUGUGUCAGCAGCAUAAGCAGCUGCUGCUGUCACCAAGAAACAACAUCCCCAAGGAACAAUGAGGGACAAGAAGAAGAUUAGCCUUCCAGCUAAGUUAAUCAACGGAGGUAUAGCAGGACUUGUGGGGGUGACUUGUGUUUUCCCCAUUGAUUUGGCCAAAACCCGUCUCCAGAACCAGCAAGGACAAGCCAUCUACACUGGAAUGAGGGAUUGUUUGGUGAAGACAAUUAAAUCAGAGGGGUUCUUUGGCGUGUAUCGAGGGGCUGCUGUAAACCUGACUCUUGUCACUCCUGAAAAAGCAAUCAAGUUGGCAGCCAAUGAUUUCUUCCGACAGUUUCUCUCCCAAGAUGGAAAAGAAUUGUCAUUGGUGAGAGAGAUGCUUGCUGGCUGUGGAGCUGGGACUUGCCAGGUAGUGGUCACAUCUCCAAUGGAAAUGUUGAAAAUCCAGCUCCAGGAUGCUGGGCGGCUAGCUGCUCAUCAGCAGAAGGCCUUGGGACAGGAUCGACCAGCUGCUGCCACCUCCCAUUCACCACCAGGACAGCCUUACACAGCUGGGUCCACAGCAGCCUCUAAACGCCCCUCUGCUUUCAUGAUUGCCAGAGAUCUCCUGUGCACCCAGGGAGUUGCAGGCCUGUAUAAAGGGCUGGGAGCCACCUUGCUCAGGGAUGUACCCUUUUCUAUUAUAUAUUUCCCACUUUUUGCCAACAUCAACAAGCUGGGGCAGGCGAAUCUUGAUGAAAAAGCCUCCUUCUUCCAUUCAUUCAUCUCUGGCUGUAUUGCAGGAUCUGUGGCUGCAGUGGCCGUGACCCCAUUGGAUGUUCUAAAGACCCGAAUUCAAACUCUCAAGAAAGGACUGGGAGAGGACACCUACAAUGGGAUUGUUGACUGUGCCAGGAAGGUCUGGAUUCAUGAGGGCCCUGCUGCCUUCAUGAAAGGGGCAGGAUGCCGUGCACUGGUUAUAGCUCCUCUCUUUGGCAUAGCCCAAGGAAUGUAUUUCAUUGGCAUUGGAGAACAUAUCAUGGAAUAUUUCAAGUAGUACCCAUUCUAAAACACACUGGAUCAUGAAUUAAGAUUGCAAGAGUUCUGUGACACUAGCUACUUGAAGAGAAAUGGAAGCACCCUGUAAAUACUUGAAUGGCUGUGAACAACUACCCAGUCUAUCACUAUCCAGGAAGACGGCCUAAAAAACACCACUUCCAGGUUUGCCGUUGCUUCAUUUUCUAAAACAAUCCUCUGCACUGGGCAGAUUUCUGGGACCUAAAAGUUAACAUGCCAAAGGUUGUGCUAUGAAAAGGAAUGGAUUGCAAGUGUCAUUUCUUACUUGCACCAAACGUUGGCUAACACUUUUCAAGCUGAU